Messenger RNA from Rhodotorula toruloides NP11, 1611 nucleotides. Its product is annotated as D-lactate dehydrogenase. Gene Ontology annotation, molecular function: FAD binding; D-lactate dehydrogenase (NAD+) activity; D-lactate dehydrogenase (cytochrome) activity. The record is from RefSeq and is a predicted model, not a curated record. The transcript is spliced from 8 exons. Gene Ontology annotation, cellular component: mitochondrion. Gene Ontology annotation, biological process: lactate catabolic process. The coding region runs from base 1 to 1611 and encodes 536 amino acids. NCBI's taxonomy places the organism in Eukaryota, Fungi, Basidiomycota, Microbotryomycetes, Sporidiobolales, Sporidiobolaceae.
AUGGCUGCACGAGCGACCGCGCAACGACGACUCGCGAGCAUCUCGUCCCAACUCGCACCCGCCGCUCCUCCUGCGCCCGACUGGAACAGCGCACUCCAAGCCUUGCAGUCGAUAUUCCCACCCGAACAGCUCUCACUCGACUUGCCCACACGCGAGAAGUACGGCACUGGUUGGGGCUCACUCCUGCCGCCCGCGCCGCCGCAUGCCGUCGUCCACACCUUGCGGACACAGGAUGUCGUCGAGGUCGUGCGGAUUGCGACUCGCUUUGGGAUCGUCAUUAUCCCCACUGGAGGACGGACAGCGCUUGAGGGACAGUUCCAGGCGAGUUGUUGCAACCCACCAGCUGGAGAACGGUGGACGGGAGGAGCGAACGGCGAGGAGGACGAGCGACCGCGAGAUGCCAAGAAGCGCGAGACGGCACGAACGGAACGUCCUACGAUCCAGGUCUCACUCAGCAGGAUGAACAGGGUCCUUGCGGUGCACGAGCAGGACUUUCAGGCGGUUGUGCAGCCCGGAAUCGGAUGGCAAGGGUUGAACGAGUUCCUUGCGAAGAAGGGCAUCAAGCUGUUCUUCCCCGUUGACCCAGCACCAGGAUCCGAGUUCGGAGGAAUGGCAGGAGUUGCAGGAUCCGGAACGAACGCUGUUGGCUAUGGUACCCUCCGCGCCGAGUGGAUCCAGUCAAUGGAGGUCGUGCUCAUGAACGGAGACGUGAUCCGAACACGAGGGUCGAACCGCGCAAGGAAAAGCUCGACGGGGUGGGACACGGGACGGCUAUUUCUGGGGAGCGAAGGAACGCUCGGGAUCAUCACCGAGCUAACAGUCCGCCUCGCGCCCGUCCUCCCGCUCAAAGUCGCCCUCACCUCCUUCCCCACCAUCUCCAGCGCCGUCUCCACAGUUGUUAGCAUCCUCACCUCCGGCCUCUCCCCAACGUCCCUCGAACUCCUCGACGGCACCUCUAUCCGCGGCCUCAACCUCGCUCGGAUCUUGCCGGAAAGACUGGAGGAAGAACCGACUGUGUUGAUGAGGUUCUCGAAUGCGAGUGAGGAGGUUAACGCGCAGAAUUUGAGGAAGGUCGCGGGAAUUGUGGAGGAGAAUGGAGGGAGGAGGCUGAGGGUUGCGAGGGAUGAGAGGGAGAAUGAGGAGUUGUGGAAGGCGAGGAAGAGCCAGUAUUGGUCGCAGCAGCUGCUUGUGGGCGAAGGCUGCCGGACACUCAUCACCGACAUCUGCGUCCCCAUCUCCCGCCUCGCCGAAUUCGUCUCCCGCUCCGACUCCUACGUCUCCACCUCCGGCCUCUACGCACCGAUCGUCGCGCACAUUGGUGACGGUAACGUUCACCGCGCGAUCCUGUGGAAGGGCAGGGAGGGGGAGACGAAGCCUCCGAGAGAGGUGGAGGAGCUGGCGAAGAAGUUGGUGAGGCUGGCGCAGGAGUUGGAGGGGACUUGUGCGGGCGAGCAUGGCAUUGGCCUGACGAAGCGGAAGUACCUCCGCGCCGAGCUGGGCGAAGGCACGCUCGCUCUGAUGCGGACGGUCAAGCGCGCACUCGACCCGCUCAACUUGUUGAAUCCGGACAAGGUGUUGUUCCCCGAGGGCGAGGAGGAGUGGGAUGCAUAG